CUCGCUCAACUCACUUCCUUGUCCUUGUCAACUUAGCGGUUCUGUGGGGGAUUUCUCUCCCUCCCUCUCUCUCUCUUUCCUUGCUUCCUAAUUGAUGAUCUAUUUUUGUCGAGUCAUUUUCCUUGCAGAUACUAUUUAGGGUCGCUAAGGCCCGUUGCUUCUUUUCGUUACCGGUUGCAUUCCCGCGUAAAGAACGACUUGAGUCCGUAUGGCUCUGCCUUAGCAAGUGUGGUUCUAUUCUCUUUUGUGAUACCCGGAUCCAAGUUUCGCACCUCUCAGCUUGUCUUCCCUUCUUGAUCGCACCAAGUGCGGACUACGAUUUCUGCUCCGGCCUUGACUUCUCAAGGGAACCACAGAGAGAGAGCCCGUCAUGGCGACGCCAUCGUCCAAGCCGAACCCAGGAGCAACACCGACCUACCUGACUUCCUCGCCUCGUCCAGCUGGCGCGCACCCAGCCCGCCCCAUCGCGCACAAGUCACCCGCGGGGAGAACCCCCUCCGUCUCCGGACCGGGCGGUCACAUCCAGCCCCCCAACAGCAGCAACCCCGCCAACGCCUCGGCGCACCACUAUGCCACCCCGCUCGCGGCGACAACCGGGGCCGACGACCCCGUCACGCUGAGCUCGCCGUCGGCUCUGCUCGCGCUCGGCGGCUACAGCGGGAUCAGCCCGUCGCCGGCCGGCCACGACGGCGGCCUGGUGGGCGCGGGGAUGAACGACAGCGACAUCCAGGCGCUGGGCAUGCAGGGCCUGAAACUGGGCGGCGGGGGCGGCGUGCGGGACAACGAAGAGGAGCGGAAGAGACACAUUGAGGAUGUGGUGCAGCUGCUGCGGACGCGCAUCGCGGGCCGCGGGGUCUGCCGCGAGGGCAUUGAGCGCCUGGGCCAGCUCGAAGGGUUCGAGUCGAUUUGGCAGGAGGACAGCCUCAGCAUCGCCGGCAACUUUGUGGAUCUCGAAAUCGAGUUUCACCGCGGCCACAAUGUCGUCAAGGAGGUGAGUUUGAGCUACGUGACGCCCGAGUCGACCGACGGGGAACAGCGCGAGGAGGCGACGGCCGUGCUGAAGCGCGACCUGAUCCAGUCCCCCGCGGACGGCGAGCGGGGCGCGUGGAAGCCGCUGACCGGGUUCCAUGAGAACCUGCAGUGGCUGGCGCGCCAUGAUAGACUCAGUCAGGAGGUCAACUGCUUUGAGGCGAUCGAGGGCUUGUAUGAGAGCUUGAAGCGCGUGUGGGAGGCGGAGUCGGAUCAGCGCAAGUUCUUGGGCGUCUACGAUCAUCUCUGCAGUGGCUGGGUCGGUCGGCCGUCUCUGCACAAGGGGGGUCGCGUGGGGCUCGGCCUCGAUUACUGGGUGCAGCAGGCGCGGGUCCUGGAUGCGAAGCAAGCGAAGCAGAAAUCCGUCUCCUCCGACGAGAUGGUCGUCGAUCAGCCGGCGGAGGAAGACGAGGCCGCGCGAAAGGGCAAGUGGAGCGUUGUGGUCGAGUGCGAGGAGGGAUAUCCAUCUCUUCGCGUGUCGAAAGACUGGGUUGCCGCGGAGGUUCUGACAACAGUCCACAAUGGCGAGAAUGGUCCCUCCUCGAGUGAGUCGGCCGGGUCUUCCGAGGGAGUUGUGGUCAACUGGGCAGAGCCCCCCGAAACCGUGAUUGCGGCCGCGCAAGGCCACUCGGACGCCAUGGCGCUGGACUCGAACAUGCUGGGCUCUUCUGCGCCCAACCGCCGGUUUGUGGCCAGGAUGGAACCGCCGCUGGAUCUCCCCAUCUUGGCGGCGUCAGAUAUCUAUCGCCAUCUCGGCAUGCAGUUGCCUCCGGAAUUCAAGAUGGUCACAUACGAUGGACUGUUGGCCCCUGGCUGGUCGCCAUUAUCGGCGGCUGGUGCAAUGGGACUGGGACCGGAAGAAGCAUCGCAGCUUGGUCGCAGAAGCCGUAGGCUGUCGUUGCAGACCAUUGACAAAGAUGGCAAGCCAUGCAAGAAACAGCAUUGCUACACGUUCCAGCCAUUCGAAUCAGUCGCAGGUCGGACCCUGAGAGACAUUCCGUUCUCGCACCCAAGACAGCUUGCAGACAUACUUCCGAUCCUACGACAGUACGCGUUCCUGGCGAAUUUGAUUCGUGGCAUCUUCACUACUACGACCAAGCCCGACAACGACAAACUUCAUGCACAGGAAGAUCUUUACAAAGGGUUCUUCAAUCUCUCGAAUGCCAACAGAUCGCAGACGAUAACCAAGGGUGACAUCAUUAUUCUCAGCAAUGACGAUCCCAACGAGAAGAGGUUGAACUCAUUGCUUGGAGGGUUUGGACAAGCAGGAACUUUUGGACAAGCAGGUGCUCAUACCAUAGGCAAGGGGAAAGGUGCUAUGGACGGAAGCUCUGACGAUGAUUCGACCACCGAGGAUGACGUCAAAGUAGACGUGACCUUGCGCACGCAGCUUGGUCAAGCCCCGGUCAUCAUGCUCCUGUUCACUGUGGACAACCUUCAAGGGAAAUCGACACUGGAUCAAGAAUAUUCUGCGCUGAGCAAAGUCUCUGUCAGCCUUGAAGUCGGGCUCAACGGUCGCGUGUCCGUCAUCGACAUGACUGGUUUGUUUGAUGAUGAGAACACCAGUAUGGAUCCGAUGGACACUCAAGCGAGCGGAGGCUAUGACAAUGAAGUAUCCGAGUUGCAGAAGACCAUCGCGAGGGUAUUAGAAGUCUCGCAGGACUUGGGGAUUCUGGUAGAGUGGGCUGAAUCAACCACCAUCUCCAACACGGAGAAUCUCAUGAAGUACAUGUCCCUCGACCAGCGGGGUAACGUCCAGGCUGAGUACAUCUGGAUCGAUGCCACCGGUGGCACUCGUUCCAAGACCAGGACUCUGUCCAAGUCCCCCAAGUCCGUUGAUGAACUGCCUGAAUGGAACUUCGACGGCUCCUCCACCGGCCAGGCCCCCGGUGACAACUCCGAUGUCUACCUCCGCCCCGUCGCUAUCUACCCGGACCCCUUCCGUCUCGGUGACAACAUCCUCGUCCUCUGCGAGACCUGGGACUCCGAUGGAACCCCCAACAAGUUCAAUCACCGCCACGAGGCUGCCCGUCUGAUGGAGGCCAACGCCAAGGAGGAGUUCUGGUUCGGUCUGGAACAGGAGUACACCCUCCUCGGUACCGAUGGCUGGCCCUAUGGCUGGCCCAAGGGUGGUUUCCCCGGUGCCCAGGGCCCCUACUACUGUGGUGUCGGUACCGGCAAGGUCUACUGCCGUGACAUCGUCGAGGCUCACUACCGUGCAUGCUUGUACGCUGGUAUCAAGAUCUCCGGUAUCAACGCCGAGGUCAUGCCUUCUCAAUGGGAGUACCAGGUCGGCCCUUGCCAGGGUAUUGACAUGGGUGACGAGCUCUGGAUGUCCCGCUUCCUCCUCCACCGUGUCGCUGAAGAGUUCGGCGUCAGAAUCUCCUUCGAGCCCAAGCCCAUCAAGGGUGAAUGGAACGGAGCCGGUCUCCACACCAACGUCUCGACCGCCUCCACUCGUGCUGACGGUGGCAUGAAGGCUAUUGAGUCCUACAUGAAGAAGCUCGAGGCCCGCCACGUUGAGCACAUUGCCGUUUACGGUGAGGGUAACGAGGAGCGCCUGACUGGUCGUCACGAGACCGGCAGCAUCGACAAGUUCAGCUACGGUGUUGCCGACCGUGGUGGCUCCAUCCGUAUCCCCCGCCAGGUCGCCAAGGACGGCAAGGGUUACUUCGAGGACCGCCGUCCCGCCAGUAACGCCUGCCCCUACCAAAUUACUGGUAUCAUCGUGGAGACCCUUUGCGGUGGCAACUAAGUGCGUCUAGCACAUUUACUCCAAAUGUGAAAAACAUUUCAUCUUAGCGCUCGUAUACCCUCCGGCGUCGACAUGGAGUCAGAUUGCGAUGCAGCCUGGUCAUGGGAGAGCAAACUAUAGAAUUUCUCUUCUUCUUCUCUCUUCAUGAUGGUACUUCGGAGUUUCUCUCGAACUCUCUCUCGUGUGCCAGCGCCUGUUGAUGCAUUCGUUGUCCUGUUGCUGGUCUUGCAUGUUUCUUUCUUACCUUGGGUUAUGUGUUACGUAUGGCAUAGAGGACUGAUACUCGGAGGAGAACCGACGACGGUCUUUUUGAAAUUGAAACUGGGGAUGAAACUGGAAGGAUCAAAUAGCUUUAG
Messenger RNA from Aspergillus aculeatinus CBS 121060, 4140 nucleotides. RefSeq names its product glutamine synthetase. The record is from RefSeq and is a predicted model, not a curated record. Gene Ontology annotation, biological process: regulation of transcription by RNA polymerase II. The transcript has 6 exons. Lineage: Eukaryota; Fungi; Ascomycota; Eurotiomycetes; Eurotiales; Aspergillaceae. Gene Ontology annotation, cellular component: cytoplasm; mediator complex. The coding region runs from base 371 to 3784 and encodes 1137 amino acids. Gene Ontology annotation, molecular function: transcription coregulator activity; glutamine synthetase activity.